AUGCUCUCGCACAUAGGCCAAUCAACGGCAGAGGCGCGAAAUCUCGGCUUUUUGGGAGAAAGACAAAUAUGUACUAGAAUUUCUGAAACUGAUAAGAAGAAAAGGAAUUUAGGUAUCGUCACCAAAAAAAUAACAACUUCUUCCUCUCUCUCUGUUCUCUUGUAUUCUCUUCGUAAAUUAUUCUCAUUCUAUGACCUUGACAUUGUCAGAGGAAAAUUUAUUGAAACUGAUUUUUGGGGUGCAUUGUAUGAGAAUGGAUCGUCUGAUGGACUACUCGGAAGCGUUUAUCAGAAGGAAAUCGAUUUUGCCAUAGGUUGCUUAUCCACAUGGUUUUACCACCAAAUGGAUAUCUCAUUCACAAUCGCAAAAUCCUCUGUAUUAUUUAUUGUGCCCGCAGCACAGGUCCUUCCACCAUCCAUUACUCCUAUUUUACCUUUUUCAUGGAAGGUCUGGUUAGCAAUCUCUCUAACUGUUAUCCUUGAUGUCGUUGUAUAUUAUUUUGUUGAGAAGAAUGUCCUGAAAACUCCAGGACAUACCGCCAAAACGACCUUCGGCCUUGUUGCACUAAAAAUUAGUUCAAUUUAUCUUCAACAAGCUGCUCCAGAAACCUCAAGAUGGUCAUCUAUGAGAAUUCUCAUUGCAACUUUCCUCCUUUCGAGUCUAGUCGUGGUUAAUUCCUACAGCGGAGGACUAGCAAGUGUCCUCACAGUGCCCAAGUAUGAAAAAUCAAUCGAUACAAAUCAAGAAUUUGCUGAUAGUGGAUUGAAAUGGGGAGCACCGUCGGAUGUGUGGAUAUAUGCUAUUGUUGAAGCUGAAGAACCUAUGUUCAAGACAGUUGUGAAUAAUUUUGAGAUCAAAAGCUACGAUGAAUUUCGAAGAUUGUCUUUUACAGGGACUUUUGCAUAUGGCAUUGAGAGGCUCAAUUUUGGAGAAUAUGCUUUUGGUCCGUAUAUUACGGAGCCUGCGAUGGAACUUUUUGAUAUGACAAAGGAGGAUAUAUAUUUCUUGUGGACUACCGCCAUCUCCGUGAAGGGAUACCCAUUAAUGGAUUACUUCAAUAAGCACAUCCAGGAGGUCCUCCAGCACGGCCUCUAUGAUUACUGGGAACGGAGAACCACUGAAAAAUACUUUAAUCUCAAAGUUCAACUCGCAAUGCAUCGACUUAGUACCGGAAAUAGACCUAAUCCUGGCAUAACAAGCCUCAAAGUUGAUCACAUCUCUGGACCACUUUUUCUCUUGGCCGUGGGUCUCACUCUGGCAACUAUCGUAUUCAUUUGUGAGCUAGUCAGCUACUCUUUAAAGAAGUACAAAAAGGCAGAAUUAAAUUAA
Molecule: messenger RNA, 1329 nt
Organism: Lutzomyia longipalpis
Lineage: Eukaryota; Metazoa; Arthropoda; Insecta; Diptera; Psychodidae
Exons: 5
Coding region: 1-1329 (442 amino acids)
Cellular component (GO): membrane
Molecular function (GO): ligand-gated monoatomic ion channel activity
Source: RefSeq, a predicted model, not a curated record